CUUCUUCCAUUUCAGUCACAAAACAAAACCCUACUGUUCCUACUGUCACACACACACAGACGCUCUCUCUCCCUUCAUUGUUUAUUACUGAUCCAAUCUCACCACCACCAAGAAGUAGAAGAUGCAAUACAAGAACCUUGGUCGAUCGGGUCUGAAGGUGAGUCAACUCUCAUACGGAGCAUGGGUUAGCUUCGGUAACCAACUAGACGUUAAGGAAGCCAAGUCCCUCCUCCAGUGCUGUCGCGACCACGGCGUCAACUUCUUCGACAACGCCGAGGUUUACGCCAACGGCCGCGCCGAGGAGAUCAUGGGUCAAGCCAUCCGCGAACUCGGUUGGAAGCGAUCCGACAUCGUCGUUUCCACCAAGAUCUUCUGGGGUGGCCAAGGCCCAAACGACAAGGGUCUCUCUCGUAAGCACAUCGUUGAAGGUACCAAAGCUUCCCUCAAGAGACUCGAUAUGGAAUACGUUGACGUCAUCUAUUGUCACCGCCCUGAUUCCUCAACCCCCAUUGAGGAAACUGUGAGAGCCAUGAACCAUGUCAUUGAUAAGGGUUGGGCCUUCUAUUGGGGCACCAGUGAAUGGUCGGCCCAACAGAUCACUGAGGCUUGGGCCGUUGCUGAUAGGUUGGAUUUGAUUGGGCCUGUUGUGGAACAACCUGAGUAUAAUCUCUUGUCCAGGCAUAAGGUUGAGUCUGAGUUCUUACCACUUUACACCAACUAUGGGUUGGGUCUCACCACUUGGAGCCCUCUUGCUUCUGGAGUCCUCACUGGAAAAUACAAGAAAGGAGUUAUACCCCCAGAUAGCCGCUUUGCAUUGGAAAACUACAAAAAUCUGGCAACACGAUCACUGGUUGAUGAUGUGCUCCGAAAGGUUGAUGGUCUAAAGCCAAUAGCAGAUGAACUGAGUGUGCCGUUAUCUCAACUUGCAAUUGCAUGGUGUGCUGCUAAUCCUAAUGUUUCGUCAGUUAUCUGUGGUGCUACAAAGGAGUCUCAGAUUGAAGAGAACAUGAAAGCAAUUGAUGUCAUUCCAUUACUGACCCCUCCUGUGAUGGAGAAGAUUGAGGCUGUUGUUCAAAGCAAGCCAAAGCGCCCAGAUUCAUAUAGAUGAAUUGGUUCUCCAUCUGGAACACAACUUAUAAGUGCAGUAAAUGAGAGGCCCCAUAAUCCUAGUGCACUGGAAUGCUAUGUUGAAAUUAGUUGGUGUGAUUGAUGUGAUUUCCUCUUCACAAAUCACAAUUCCUCCUUUUCUUUCUUAUUUUUCCUUUCUGGUACUGAUUAUACCCUUUCUUGUUUAUGGGUUCAAGUUUUCCAAAUUGAUUUUGGGAGCAAUUUAGUCCAAUGAUUGAGGACUUCGGAUUUAGGUUUACAUUCUCCUUCAAUAGGGAUAUAUGCUUAUGGUUUGGAUAGCUCUAAUUUAUUUUAUAAUGUCGACUAUUAUUUGGAUUUUGAUAGUCCAACUGCCUUGUCCAUGUAGUUAGCUCUACCUACCUAGUGAGGAAAGACUUGGUUAUUUUGGGUGCUGCGCA
Molecule: messenger RNA, 1526 nt
Organism: Gastrolobium bilobum
Lineage: Eukaryota; Viridiplantae; Streptophyta; Magnoliopsida; Fabales; Fabaceae
Product: probable voltage-gated potassium channel subunit beta
Exons: 4
Coding region: 122-1108 (328 amino acids)
Source: RefSeq, a predicted model, not a curated record